AUGGGAGAGAAACCCCAUGAAUUUAAUUCAUGUGGGAAAACGAGUCAUAAGUCACCCCUCACAGACCAUCAGUUAGCACAUAUAGGGGAGAAACUUUAUAAGUGUAGUGAAUGUGGGAAGUCCUUUUGCAAGAAGUCAUCUCUUACUCGACAUGAGGAAACAUACACAGGGAGGAAACCCCAUGAAUGCAAUGAUUGUGGAAAAACUUUCUGCAGGAAGUCAGCAUUCACUCAACAUCAGAGAACUCAUAUAGGAGAGAUGCACUUCCAACAUAAUGAAUGCAGUAAGACCUUCCAUCGCCAGUCAGACAUUAAGGCACAUCAGAGAAUUUACACAGGAGAGAAACGCUUCCAAUGUAAUGCAUGUGGAAAGACUUUCCAGUGGCAGUCAGACAUUAAGCUACAUCAGAGAAUUCGCACAGGAGAGAAACCCUUUCAGUGUAGCAAAUGUGGCAAAACUUUCUAUCAGCAGGCAGAUGUUAAUGCACAUCAGAGAAUUCUUACAGGAGAGAAACGCUUUCAGUGUAAUGAAUGUGGUAAGACUUUUUAUUGGCAAUCAGACAUUCAUGCACAUCAAAGAACUCACACAGGAGAAAAACCCUUUUGGUGUAAUGAAUGUGGUAAAUCUCUCCAUUGGCAGCCAGAUAUUAAUGUUCAUCAGAGAACUCAGACAGGAGAGAAAUGCUUUCAAUGUAAGGAAUGUGGUAAAACUUUCUAUCGUCAGUCAGAUAUUAAUGCACAUCAGAGGAUUCACACAGGACAGAAACCCUUACAAUGUAAUGAAUGUGAUAAAACUUUCUAUCGUCAGUCAGACGUUAAUGUGCAUCAGAGAACUCACACAGGAGGGAAACGCUUUUGA
Molecule: messenger RNA, 858 nt
Organism: Mustela erminea (ermine)
Lineage: Eukaryota; Metazoa; Chordata; Mammalia; Carnivora; Mustelidae
Product: zinc finger protein 33B-like
Exons: 1
Coding region: 1-858 (285 amino acids)
Biological process (GO): regulation of transcription by RNA polymerase II
Molecular function (GO): DNA-binding transcription factor activity, RNA polymerase II-specific; RNA polymerase II cis-regulatory region sequence-specific DNA binding
Source: RefSeq, a predicted model, not a curated record